AUGUAUCGGCGAUCCGGAGCUCAUCGCGCGUCCGUGCGCGGCCAGCGCAAAAUCAACCAGCAGCAGACACAGGCACAGGGCAAGAAGGCGACGCGCACCGUGAUCGGCGUGUCGUCUGUCCCGCUGUCCAGCCGCUUCACGAACCUGGCGGAGGAGACGACGCCUCGUCAGGCCCAGAAGCAGCACAAGGUGGCCGUUGUGAAGGUGUCGCAGAAGAAGGGCAAGGCCCAGCCCGUACUGCGUGUGGCUGGUGGUAAAAAGAAGGGAAAGACGCCGCCUCCCACUAAGAAGCAGAUCCAGCAACAACAGCAGAAGCAAAAGCUGCAGCAAGUCGCGCAGAACAACCGUAACAAGCGCCAGCAGGUCGUCAGCAAGCACAGGAAGGGGCUCGACUCACAGGAAGCCAAGGCCAAGGGCAGUCAGAACAAGAACAAGAAUGCUAAAAACGGAGGCAGGGGCGCAGGUCGUGGUGGCCGGGGCGGCCGUGGUGGUCGUGGAGGCCGUGGAGGACGCGGAGAAGCCAAGCCCAAGCCGCCCACGGGAGAAGAUCUCGACAUGGAGAUGGACGAGUAUUGGCACGAGGCUGGCAAGGGCCCCGACCCCAAGGCUGCUCAGCUGGACCGUCAAAUGGAGGAGUACUGGGCCGCCAAGCCGACGCAAGACAACGCCGCUCCCAAGACGGAGGCCGAACCAGCCCCCGAUGCCUCCAUGGAGUCUUGA
Molecule: messenger RNA, 720 nt
Organism: Phytophthora nicotianae INRA-310
Lineage: Eukaryota; Oomycota; Peronosporomycetes; Peronosporales; Peronosporaceae
Exons: 1
Coding region: 1-720 (239 amino acids)
Source: RefSeq, a predicted model, not a curated record